AUGCACACCUUCGCUACUGCCCGUCGGUUUGUCUUCCGGACAGGCAUGCCGAUGUUUAUCAGGGAGUAUGAUUCCGAGACUAUAUCGGAACAAAUACCUGCCGGUGUGGAAGAUCCCUUCGAGAAGCCUACAUGGUCCGACCACAAUAUCAAAGUCUGGGCGAUGCCAGUCAAGCCUCGCUCGAAGUCUGGUACUCGUUCCCAGCUGCGGCCGCAAAGCCCUCGCAAGCGGAGCUUGGAGGAAUUCCAGGAGAACACCCAGUCAUACGAGCCGCUUGAUCCGCGGAAGCAGAAGCAAAUGAUGCUUCAGGGUGUCAUUACUGACAUGUUCAACUCGAAAUGGAAGAUGGACGCCCUCAUGGAAACUCCAUUAGCCCAAGUCAAGAUGCCUGCGGCCAUAUUUGUUCGCAACCCGGAAACGAAAGAUUUGGAACCUUAUAAAGGUCCCGUGCCGGGUGAUGGGAAGCCACUGCCAGAUAUUACGGUACUGGUUCGACAGCCCUGGCCUGGUGCGAUGAUUACCAGCCUCCCGUCCACGACUCCCUCUGAUGAGGCUCUCUCCUAUGUUGUCCGGAGUAAUGACAUCCGGGGCAAAUUCGAUCCAAAAAAGGCUUUGGAUCUGAAAGUCCCGAAGGGCGAGGCUUUCGGGCGCCUGACGAAAGGAGAAACCGUCCAGUCCACUGACGGUCAGAUCAUCACCCCGGAAAUGGUCAUGGGGCCGGCACGACUCGGCAAGGGCAUUGCUAUUAUGGAUAUACCCUCACCGGAGUAUGUAGAGGGGCUGAUCAAUCGCCCUGAAUGGAACUCGCAUGCUGUCACAACCGAAUUGCAGGCUUUCCUUUGGAUCCUAGGCCCGGGGGUUGGCGAGCACCCCAAGCUUCGGGAAUUUGUUGCAAGCAUGCCUCACUGCAAGCACAUGGUGUCAAGCACAGAUUACUGCCCGAACUACCUGGCGCUUGGCGGUGCAGCUUCGUCGUCCAUCCGGCUGGCUCGCCUGAGAGGCGACAACUACUCGAUUCCUGUUCAUGACAAUGUGACGCUCCCGCAGCCCGGUACCCCGACGGCUGGCUCUGAAACUGCUAUCGCCGGGAUUCGUGACUCGCCAUUUGAGCCCCUAGCGCAAGGGACCAUCAUUAACGUUGCUCCGGAUUUCGGAGUCGACAAUACCGAAGUCAAGGAAUAUUUCAACGCGGCGAAAACGAUACAAAGAAUCCCGCGGUCUGUUGAGCAACGCAUGGAGACCGUUCGUCGGCGGGUCGCAAAACCGGCUUUCCAGAAGCAAUUGCAAGAAUUUCGUCAAAAUCUUCCAGGAUCGGAUGCGGAGAUCAUUACACUUGGCACUGGUUCGUCAGUUCCAUCCAAGUAUCGCAAUGUCUCUUCGACAUUGGUCCACGUCCCGGGCUAUGGAUACUAUCUUCUUGACUGCGGCGAAAACACCAUUGGCCAACUGAAGCGUGUUUUUGAGCCGGAGCAGUUGCGUGAAGUCCUGCGAAAUCUACGGAUGAUCUGGAUCAGUCAUCUACAUGCCGAUCACCAUCUGGGUACGGUGUCCGUCAUUAGGGCCUGGUAUGAGGAGAAUUAUCCAGAGGGAACAGACCAGAACGCCCCGCCUGAAAGUGAUAUGAAGAAGAUUCUCCAAGAGAAGCGGCUAUUCGUCGCGUCUGAAGAGAUGAUGGUCUCUUGGCUUGAAGAGUAUGCCGGCAUCGAGAACUACGGUUUCGACAAGAUCGUGCCCUUGGCCGCAUAUUCGAAAACAGAGGGCUCUCAAAUCACGACCCAAUUUACUUACCGCCAUCGCCGCGCUGACGGUACCUCCGCUGACGGGGACAAGUCGGCCAAAAUGACCACUAUGCGAUUCACCGACCCCGACGAUCCUCUCACGGCACCCUUACAGGCUGCCACCGGUCUCUCCGACCUUCUCACCACCCGAGUCAAGCACUGCAAGGGUGCCAUGGCUGUAUCUAUGGUUUUCCCCAAUGGGUUCAAAGUCUCCUACUCUGGUGAUUGCCGACCUUCCGCGAAAUUUGCGGAGAUUGGUCGUGGCUCCACCUUGCUCAUUCACGAAGCGACUUUCCAGGAUGACAUGGGUGGGCAGGCCCGAGCCAAGCGUCACUCGACUUCUGCGGAGGCCUUGGAGGUUGGCCGUCGCAUGCAAGCUCGGUCAAUCUUGCUGACGCACUUCAGUCAGCGGUACCAAAAGAUUGCCACAUUUGACCAGCGCGCUGGAACAACUCAAGAUAAGGCUCGACAAGCCCCCGUCGCCCUUGCCAGAGAACCCGCAGAUGCAGACAUCCCCUUUGACGACCCCGAGGACAACGCCGCUGCUGCGUCCUCCUUGACCGACGACAUCAACAUCUCAGCUCAACCACGGCGGCGCGGUUCCGGCUCUAGCGAUGCGUUCGUACCGGGCGUUAAUGUCCCUGUGACAGUCGCGUUUGACUACAUGCGCGUCAAGGUUGGAGAUCUCGCUCAAGCGCAGGCCUACGCGCCGGCGGUAGAGAAGCUCUUUGAAAUCAUCGAUAGGGUCUCUGCCGCCGAGACUGAGCGCAACAAGCGAGACCGUCAGGAGCAAGAUGAUGCCAAGAAGGCUGCGAAGAACAAGAAAUGGGCUCAGGGCAAGAAGGCUGCUGUUGCUGCCACCGUCGGGGGCGCCGUGGCCGUUGCGGAAGUGGCCCAGACUGAACAGGCCUCAGAAGCAGGCGAGAAGAACUGGUGGAGUGCCAGCGAGAGUGAGAGCGGAUGGGAGACGAGCGAAGCGGAGGAGUGA
Penicillium lagena is the source of this 2766-nucleotide messenger RNA. RefSeq names its product ribonuclease Z. The transcript has a single exon. Gene Ontology annotation, molecular function: 3'-tRNA processing endoribonuclease activity. Bases 1 to 2766 code for a protein of 921 amino acids. Gene Ontology annotation, biological process: mitochondrial tRNA 3'-end processing. Lineage: Eukaryota; Fungi; Ascomycota; Eurotiomycetes; Eurotiales; Aspergillaceae. Gene Ontology annotation, cellular component: mitochondrion. The record is from RefSeq and is a predicted model, not a curated record.